AUCUUUAUUUGUUCUUUUUUGAACAUCGCAUCCAUUUUACUGAGUGAUUUAAAUUGGAACGCAAGCAAUGGCCAGCGAGCAACAAUUAACUGCCGAAAUCAAGAUCGAAGAUAGUGAGGUUCCCCAUGAUCACACUGGAGCCUCUAUCAAUAACAAUGAUCUCAAUGAUUUAGAUCACGAGGAACCACCGUUGAAACGUCAAAAGGUAAAAAGUGAGGGACCAGAGGCUACAUCGAAUACGAUGCUACCAGUGCCAGCCAAUUCAGUCACAGAAAGUGAGCUCAAACAAGAAAAACUUCCAACGAAUAUAGAAACUCCAAAGGGAAGCGAUGGGUCAAGAUCAAAUUCGACUUUUGUUACUCAACAAACGCUACCAAUAGCUACAGUUCAAACUACAACAGCAGCUGGUACUACAAUAGAAGUUGUAAAGCAUACUUUAGAAUCUAAGCACACAAUACCUACACAACCAUCGAAAGCAGACCUCGUCCGUCAGUCUGGAAGAAGUGUUGAGGAUAUAAUUGAUGGUUCUGAUUUGCGAAAGUUUCUGAACAAGGGCCUAACUGAAUAUAUAGUCAAGGGAUUAGAUGAAAUCGUAGAACUAUGGGAAAAGGGUAAAUUUAAUUUUGAUGGGCAAGAGCCAAGCAAAGAAGUGCUGAAAAGAAAAGUAGCGUUGCAGUUUGCUGACAUUAUCAAACAGCUGGCAGAGAAAUAAACAAUAUCCCCCAUAUGUAAAUUUAGAUCUGUCUGUAAUUUUAGCGCAGCGGAAUCAUUUAACGAAAUGAAACUACUACUGAACGGCUCUGUAAAUAGUCCUUUCAGCCUCCGA
Messenger RNA from Pichia membranifaciens NRRL Y-2026, 826 nucleotides. RefSeq lists its product as hypothetical. The record is from RefSeq and is a predicted model, not a curated record. Bases 68 to 712 code for a protein of 214 amino acids. The transcript has a single exon. Lineage: Eukaryota; Fungi; Ascomycota; Pichiomycetes; Pichiales; Pichiaceae.